This is a messenger RNA of Gaeumannomyces tritici R3-111a-1, 2238 nucleotides long. RefSeq lists its product as hypothetical. The record is from RefSeq and is a predicted model, not a curated record. NCBI's taxonomy places the organism in Eukaryota, Fungi, Ascomycota, Sordariomycetes, Magnaporthales, Magnaporthaceae. The transcript has 3 exons. Bases 172 to 1812 code for a protein of 546 amino acids.
GUGACGGGAGGGAUUUUUCGGCCAUAAAGAAGCCCAUUAGAGUUACAGGUGGCACGGUCUGGCCUCUAACGAAUAUAUAAACCCCAGGAGACGCCGUCGCCAGCUUGAAAUGUCCCCUUCUGUGCAGAGCCACCAAACCCUGACUUCACCUCGGCAGGCUAGGGAAGCACAAUGUCGCUCUCUUCGAUUUGCGUCCCCAAGACGUUUAGCCCUCUUGGCUUGUUUGGAACCUCGGUCCUACGAGUCGAGGCCAAUCUCGUCAGCGACUUCAACGCAACCAUCCCGACCUACAGGCUUGCCCCCGGUCAGCAGUUCCUGAACAUAUCGAGGCUGGACUUUUGCAACGUCACCGUGUCGUACACGCACCCGGGCCAGAACGACGAGAUCCACGUCGAGACAUGGCUGCCGACGCCUGAAAAGUGGAAUGGCCGCUUCAAGGGCACCGGCGGCGGCGGUUGGAAUGCCGGCCGGACCUUGGGGCUCAACGUCAUGUUCAUGAUGCCCGCCAUCGACGAGGGGUUCGCAGCUACCGCUACCGACGCCGGCGUACCUCCCAAUGUCGCCGACUGGGUCCUUGUUAGCAAGGGCAACGCCAACCAGAUAGCCCUCCACAAUUUUGCUGCACGAAGCCUUGAGGAGCAGGCCCUUAUCGGCAAAGCUGUGGUGAAGCUUGCGUACAAGAAGGAGCCCGAGUACUCGUACUUUGAGGGCUGCUCCCAGGGCGGCCGGCAAGCCUUGAUGUUGGCGUCGCGUUAUCCAACACUUUACGACGGAAUUGCAGCCAACGCGCCAGCGUGGGACCUAAACACCAUCUUUGGCAGUUGGCUAUGGCCGCCCCUUGCUAUGAAUCUGGCUGGCGAGAACGCCCCCCACGAGUGCGAGAUGGACGCCAUCACAACGGCUGCUAUCGCGGCCUGCGACAAGCUCGACGGCGUCAAAGACGGCCACGUCGACGUCGAGAUGGAGGAGUGUCUCUCCCAUUUCGACCCUUUCUCCAUCGUCGGCCGCACCAUAAACUGCACUGCAAACUUGCACCCAGGCUCUGGGGAUGUGGGCCAAGCCCUCGUCGUCAGCCGCCUGGCAGCAAAGAUGGUGAACAGCACCUGGGCCGGGACACAGGGGGCCGACGACACCAGCGCCUAUGUUGGGCCGGGGAUAGGAACAGACCUGACGGGCAACACGCCCAACUAUGUCGACCGAACAGCCUUCAGUGUCCUCAAUACGGAUUGUAAGAAUAGAACCGAUGGCGAAGUUUGCGUCAGCCGCCCGAAUCCCUUGGGGCUGUGGUAUUUCCAGUACUUCACUGGUAGGGAUCCGACCCGCAACUUCGCAAACGUGACGCGGGAGGAGUUCAACAGGCUCCAAAGCUUCGGAGGGCAGGAAUAUGUCGCCUUCAGCCCGAAGCCCGACCUGACCGAGUUCCACAAGGCAGGCGGGAAGAUGCUGACCUUUCACGGAAUGCUCGACCAACUGAUCCCGGCCAGAGCAACCGAAAGCUUCUACAAGUCGGCCGCCUCCCGCUCCGGCAACAUCCAGGACUACUGGCGAUACUUCCCCGUGCAGGGGCUGCACCACUGCUCCGCGGGGACGGGCUCGACCCCGUACACGAUGCAGAAGCAGCUGCAGGCCUGGGUUGAGAACGGGACCGCGCCGGCGUCCUCCCCAGUCGAUCUUCUAGACCCCGCUACCAACGAGGUCCACCAGCGCCUAGCCUGCCCGUUCCCGCAAAGGGGAGCUUUCAGCAGGGGCUGCGGCGACCCGAAAAAGGAGGAGUGUUGGUCUUGCACAGGCGACCUAGGUGCUGCCUUGUAGGUAGUAGGCGCCGCCUAAGCUUGGUACAGACCCGUGGCAGCGGCUGGUCCGAGGCUUGGGGCGGGCAUUGUGGGCAGCUCUUCCAGAAGGAGGGUGCUGUAUCCGCAGGUACUAGCGGUCGCGGAAUGGAAUGGAACGAACGCGGCUGUGGUCUCGCCAACGUCGACGGUGGGGUCGACUUUCAUGCCCGGUCCCUGAAUCCCGGCCCAGAGCUGCCACGCAAAGUGGGUGGUGUGGCCCUUUCCUCCAGUUUCGUCAGGGGGUUUUCAUGCCUAUAGCUGCUGCGCCUCCUCUUGCGUGAUGGCAUGGAUGCACCCAAGCAUUCAUCUCAUAGUUAAAUUUUAACCUGUGAUUGGCAGCAGACCUUCGCGGGUUGUUCUCGGUUCGAUCCGGCACUAUGGCACAACUUAAAUGAACGACGUCCUU